Messenger RNA from Artibeus jamaicensis (Jamaican fruit-eating bat), 1239 nucleotides. RefSeq names its product mitochondria localized glutamic acid rich protein (gene MGARP). Lineage: Eukaryota; Metazoa; Chordata; Mammalia; Chiroptera; Phyllostomidae. Gene Ontology annotation, cellular component: mitochondrion; mitochondrial outer membrane. Gene Ontology annotation, biological process: anterograde axonal transport. The coding region runs from base 116 to 865 and encodes 249 amino acids. The record is from RefSeq and is a predicted model, not a curated record. The transcript is spliced from 4 exons.
CCAGGCAGGGCCGGGCCGGGGUCCGCGCCCCACCCCGAGGCGUGGCUCGCCCAAGCUCAGUGCGCCCUGCAGAGCGCGGGCAGCAGAGGCUACAGCGCGGAGCUCGGCGGGCACAAUGUAUCUUCGCAGAGCCGUCUCUAAGACGCUGGCGCUGCAGCUGAGGCCGCCCCCGAGCCCCGCGCCGCUCCGGAAGGACGCAUCUUUCCGCUGGAUGUCAUCUAAAAAGACCCCUGGACCACCUGGAUCAAACAUGACCUACUACCUGGUCGUAGGUGUCACGGUCAGUGCUGGUGGAUACUACACCUACAGGACAGUAACAUCAGAGCAAGGCAAACAUAGUGAACCCAUAACAAAUUUGAAAGAAAAAACCAAAGCAGAGUUACAGCCACUUCAAGGUGAAAAAGAGAACCUUGUAGAAGCGGAGAAAGCAAGUUCUGAAGUCCCUGAAGUGUGUUCAGCGGAAGCUCAGGUGGUCGAUGCUGGAGAAAGCUCAGAUGCUACAGUCGCAGCGGCAGCGGAGGCUGCAGCCUGUCGCGACGCUGCGCAGCCUGCUCAGAUGGAGACCCCCGCAGCUGGGGCUGAACCUGGGCCAGAGGUUCCAAAUGUGGCCAGGGGUGAAACUGCCGAAGUCGGCACCGAAAUGACCUUGGAGGUUACCAGUGCAACUCCGGAUGAAGCCCUUGCCAUCAAUACUGAUAAAGGUACAACAGAGAACGAAAGCUCUGAUGAAUGUGCUGAGCUGGAAGAAGCAAAUUCUCCCGUUGAGUCAGAAUCCUCUACUGCGGAUGAUUUACAGGAAGAAGCCAGAGCUGGUGCCGAGGCCGCCGAGGCCGCAGAGGCUCAAGAGGAAUCUCCUGCAGAUUGAUACUCAGCAAAAAGUGCCGUAGAGACUGAUAGGUGCUUUUGUAGCUUUAGCCAUCUUGGUUGGUUUGGGGUUUUUUUCAAGACUUUUUUGCUUAGAAAACUUUAAUGUGCCUUGAAGAUUUUUGGUAUCUACUUGAUAGGUUUCAGGACUGAAAAUUUUGAGAUUUUAUGUGUCCGAGGUCAGAUAUGGCAUUGUAGUAAAGAGCUUCAAAGACGUUCACCUUGGGGUUUAAGUUGCGUGUCAUGGGAAUUGAGCUACCUACACAACCUGCGUUCACUUUAAUUUCGCUCUGCCUUUACCUUACUGCAGUGUCCGAACAUCUGGAUUCUUGAGUUUGCAUGUGAACUCACUUGAAUAAAACUAGAAUAUCAUUA